Monopterus albus (swamp eel) is the source of this 944-nucleotide messenger RNA. Its product is annotated as C-type lectin domain family 4 member E-like. Lineage: Eukaryota; Metazoa; Chordata; Actinopteri; Synbranchiformes; Synbranchidae. The transcript has 5 exons. The record is from RefSeq and is a predicted model, not a curated record. Bases 146 to 928 code for a protein of 260 amino acids.
AUAAGAGGGAGCAGUUAGUGGGACUGCAGCUCUCGCUCACAAACACAGUUUUGUAAUGUUGACAGAGCAGCUGCCUCACACAGAUAAAAGUGACACUAGGAAGAUUUCGCAGAAUAAAACUUGACAACCAGAGGGAUAUCCAGCCAUGAUUUCAAAUGACUACAGCACAGAGGAAAAAUCAUUUCACCAUAAUACAGGAACCAAAGGUGGCAAAGUCAAUGAGGAAUCUACUCCCCACCAAAUGACCAUACAGACACUCAUCAUGGAGGUGAAGCAGCUUCAGAUACUGCAGAGUGAUGCUAUCAAAGCUCAAGAAGAGGCCAAACAAGCAUUAGAGAAAGCGUUCAGUGGUCAUCAGCAACUUAAGCUGCAUUUAGAGCAGAACAAGACCCUCAGUGACAGCCUUCAGAGGCAGCUUGAGACACUACAUGCGGAGAGAGCAGCACUACUGUCAAAUGCAUCUAAUAUUCGGGAAAGUUGUGGACGAUGCCAUCCAGGAUGGUUGUUAUUGAACACAUCAUGCUACUUUCAUGCUAAAGUAGGGCUCAGUUCCUUGAAGAACUGGUCAGACAGCAGAGCGGACUGUAUCAGCCGUGGGGCAGAUUUGGCUGUGAUUGACAACUGGGACGAGCAGCUAAAUCUUUUUGAGACCCUACCAAAAGUGGAACGCACUGGUCGACCAUGGUGGUUUGAGGCUCCAGGAAUUUGGAUUGGCCUUACAGAUAUUCAGAAAGAGGGCACGUGGGUGUGGGUAAAUAAUGUGACCCUGCAGCAUGGAGGGUACUGGAUACAAGGGGAACCCAACAACUAUGGGUCCUAUGGUGAGAACUGUGCAGCACUUAUGAUCAGAGACAACCCUAGGAAGUCAUGGUUUGAUGGACAGUGUGAUGUGACUAAGGAAUGGCUGUGUGAAAUGGGACCCAACUAGUUCACGUGUCAAACAA